AUGGCAAAUUUGAGACAUAAUAGUCAAAUUGUCUUAGCAACAACUUCCUCAGGUAUAGCUGCUACAUUAUUACCUGGUGAUAGAACUGCACACUCUCGAUUUGGGAUCCCCAUUGAUAUAGAGCCCAUUUCUAUUUGCAAAAUAACAAAGAAUUGUGACCUUGCAAAACUCAUUAGAAUAACCAAUGCAAUCAUUUGGGAUGAAGCACCCAUGAUAAGUAGAUAUUGUGUGGAAGCAUUAGAUCGAUCACUGCAAGAUAUUAUGAAUAUCAAUGCUCCAUUUGGUGGAAAAAUAAUGAUCAUGGGAGGAGAUUUUCGCCAGGUGCUUCAUGUUAUUGAAAAAGGAAGUAGAGGACAAAUGAUUUCAGCGUGUAUUGUUAGGUCUCAAUUAUGGGCCACCACAAAGAUCCUACACUUGCGCCAAAAUAUGCGAUUAAUUCAUGACCACGAGUUUGCACAGUUUGUAAUAAGGAUUGGAGAUGGCAAUGAACCCGCUAAAGAGGAUGACAUGGUCAAGAUGUCUGCUGAAAUUGUAAUACCAUGGGAAGGAGAAAACUCCAUAAAAAAGCUUAUACAACAUACAUUUCCCCAAUUAGAAAACCAUGGAUGGGAUGCUUCAUAUAUGGUGGAGAGAGCCAUACUUACUCUAAAAAAUUGUGAUGUACAUAUGUUGAAUGACAUGAUUAUUAAUAAGUUCCCUGGAGAUGAACAUAUUUUGUUAUCUUUUGAUGAGGUUGAGGGUGAUACUCAUAAUCUAUAUCAACAGGAAUACUUACACACAAUUGCUCCUGGCCACAACGCUGGAAAAAGAGCUUUCUUGCCAAGAAUUAAGCUCAAAACCACUGAUGGUGCAGGACUUCCUUUUGUGCUUAUUAGAAAACAGUUUCCUGUCAAACUAAGUUUUGCAAUCACUAUAAAUAAAUCACAAGGACAAACAAUUCCAAAUUUCGGAAUUUAUCUUCCACGACAUGUUUUCAGUCACGGACAAUUGUAUGUUGCUUUAUCAAAAGGUGUUUCGCGGGCUGCAACAAGAGUGCUAAUUAAAGACGGAAAAGUAGAGGGGGAAGAAGGGGAUUUUACCAAAAAUAUAGUUUUUAAAGAAAUUUUGUUGUCACAACCUCAGGUAUUUAUCCAUUAUGUUUAA
Messenger RNA from Lathyrus oleraceus (garden pea), 1143 nucleotides. RefSeq names its product ATP-dependent DNA helicase PIF1-like. NCBI's taxonomy places the organism in Eukaryota, Viridiplantae, Streptophyta, Magnoliopsida, Fabales, Fabaceae. Gene Ontology annotation, biological process: telomere maintenance; DNA repair. Bases 1 to 1143 code for a protein of 380 amino acids. The transcript is spliced from 2 exons. Gene Ontology annotation, molecular function: DNA helicase activity. The record is from RefSeq and is a predicted model, not a curated record.